ACACCCUGCUCCAAAUCGCACCGAUGACGAAAAUGGCGGACAGCGCAUCAUCGGUCGAGAUUGUCGAGGGCUGUCGUCUUCCUGUUCUUCGUAAGAACCAGGAACACGAGGACGAGUGGCCUUUGGCCGAGAUUCUAAGUGUCAAGGAAGUCUCUGGAAGAAAGCUCUACUAUGUUCACUAUAUUGACUUCAACAAGCGUCUGGAUGAGUGGGUCACAUCCGACCGGCUGGACAUGAAAAAGCUCCAGUUCCCCAAGAAGGAAGCUAAAACUCCAACGAAGAAUGGUCUUCCAGGCUCACGGCCCAGUUCACCCGAGCGAGAAGUGAGGAAGAGUCUAGAUCUACAAACUGCCACAGCUCCUUCCAGAGGCAAAACUCUCCCCACUCCGAAGAGGAAAGUGGACACGGUUCCCUUGGUGACGCAGGUACCCCCAGCCCCACCAGUACCGUCUCUGCCAAGUUCAGCGGAGGCCUCUCAGGCGUCUGUUUUCCCCGUUGUGAGAGAGACCAACACCUUCAAGACCCGAGAAGACCACGAGCAGCUCUCUUCCCUCACAACAAAUGGGACCGCUCGAAGACUCAUCCCGUCUCAGCCAGGCAGGAAAAGGAAAGCUAAUUGUGGAGCUACAGAUGAGAUGAUAAAGGUUUUGCAGUAUAACAAGCCCCAAAGUGCCAGUGUCUUUCUACCACCACCAGAGGAUUCACAGGACAGCUCUGAUGGUAUCCCGUCCGCUCCCCGCAUGACCGGCAGUCUGGUGUCGGACCGUAGCCAUGAUGACAUCGUCACCCGAAUGAAAAAUAUUGAGUGUAUUGAGCUCGGACGUCACAGGUUGAAGCCGUGGUACUUUUCACCGUACCCACAGGAGCUCACAUCGCUGCCCAUUCUCUACCUCUGUGAAUUCUGCCUCAAGUACCUCAAAAGUCUUAAGUGUCUGCAGAGACAUUUGGUAAAAAAAACAAUCGUUGCAAACCAGGUUACGUUUUUAAGUGUCGUUAGUCUGAUUUUUCUUUCUAUGAUUGUCUUUCAUCAGACCAAAUGUAACCUCAGACAUCCUCCAGGCAACGAGAUCUACCGUAAAGGAACCAUCUCUUUCUUCGAGAUUGACGGCAGGAAAAACAAAAAUUAUUCCCAGAACUUGUGUUUGCUUGCAAAGUGUUUCCUGGACCAUAAAACACUUUACUACGACACAGACCCUUUUCUCUUCUACGUAAUGACGGAAUAUGACUCCAAAGGCUUCCACAUUGUGGGAUACUUCUCUAAGGAAAAAGAGUCAACAGAGGAUUAUAAUGUGGCCUGUAUCCUGACUUUGCCUCCUUAUCAGCGGAGAGGUUACGGGAAACUGCUCAUUGAGUUUAGUUAUGAGCUGUCCAAGGUGGAAGGAAAGACAGGCACGCCCGAGAAGCCCCUCUCAGAUCUGGGCCUCUUGUCUUAUCGCUCCUACUGGUCUCAGACCAUCUUGGAGAUUCUAAUGGACCUCAAACCAGACAAUGGAGAGAGGCCGCAGAUCACCAUUAACGAGAUCAGUGAGAUCACAAGCGUAAAGAAGGAAGACGUAAUUUCAACACUGCAGUACCUCAACCUCAUCAACUAUUACAAGGGCCAGUACAUCCUGACUCUCUCAGAGGACAUUGUGGACGGACAUGAAAGAGCCAUGCAGAAGAGACACCUGCGCAUAGAUCCAAAAUGUCUUCAUUUCACACCAAAAGACUGGAGCAAGAGGGGCAAGUGGUAGAGGCCCCAUCAGAACACAUGGACAGCAGAUGUGAAGCUGGGAUUAGAUAAAGGUUUCCCAAUACAGAAACUUUUUUUUCCAACCCAGGAUAAGUAUAAAAAAAAGAACUGCAUAAGCUUUUAUUGUGAAUAUUCGUUAUAUAUACAGGUAUUAGGACUCUCAAAGAGACUUGUGAACAGUGACCGUCAUGGAAAUCUGCAACACUCCCUCUACUGUGUUUUCAGUCCACUUCACAACAUUAAAUUCAUGCGGUGUUCAAUAGUAUACAUCAACUACAAACAUACUCCACAUCGGUUGUGGAGUACAGUGGCUUGGGUGCAGCAGGGAAAUCUGUCCCAACAGUGAAAAAUAUUUUAACCAAUUGAAUAUUUAUCUUUCUCUCAAACCCUGUUUGUUAUGGGGGAGUGCAAGAAAAAUCUGUGUGUCACCUUCUACUGGCAUUAUUGCAGUUUCUGCUGCAAUGCAAUGUCGAUGUAGCAGAUCGACAAGAGUUUUCUAGCACUUUUCUACAUGUGUAGUACCAAGCAACCAAGUAUCAAAUAAUGCUAGACCUAAUACUGUGUUGUGAACUCCUGUCAUGUUUUUAAUAGUGUGUUUUAGUGUUCCUUUCCGAUGCUGCUCAGCUCUCCCUUUACUGUUGACUAACUUGAUUCAUCUAAACGUGAUGGAAGCCCACUGGACUCAUGGUAACUUUCAUGGUCUGAGUCAACAAAUGCCUCGGAAGUGUGGAAGUAGUUUCCUGCUGCAGAAUCUUUCAACUCUACCAACAGAUGCAGACAGUAAAAAUAAAUAAAUCUGUAUUUUAAGGCACCAGCAUAGUCCAUAAAUUUUCAGUAGUGGUGAAACAAGCCGUUUCCUCAUAUGUAAUAGUUUUAUGCUCCAGUAUGCUGGUGAUGUUAUGUUUACCUUUGAAACAUGUGAUGUGCAAUGAGACGAAUCACUUCCACGUUCCGUGUAACUGUUCAUACCGGAUUUGAUUGUACACUUAGAACACACAAGCCAUGUCGAAUUGUAAGAACAAUGUAAAUUUGAUAUACAGUGGUGUCCACUCCAUUUUUUUUACGUAUUGUAAACUGCACAGUCGGAAAAGAGAAAUGAUAUACCAUGUGUGGUUUUGUUUGUCAGACAGCAGCCGUCGAGUUUACUGUUGAAGUAAUGCCAGUACAUCCAGGUUUGGCAACUUUUGAGUAUUGAGUUUAAUAUGGAAAUUUUUGGACUUGAUAAAAAUAUCUUACAAAUCUUCCAAAAUGUGGCUUCAUGUGAGCUAUUUUUGACAUAAUACGUUUUUGGAAUCGACAUGUUUUCAAGCAAGACAAUUGAAGUCCGUUGAACAAGUGAAAGUGUGAGUCCAUGUGAAUGUUGUGCCAGAUUAAACGUCAGUUAACUCAU
Messenger RNA from Dunckerocampus dactyliophorus (ringed pipefish), 3122 nucleotides. Its product is annotated as histone acetyltransferase KAT5. The record is from RefSeq and is a predicted model, not a curated record. NCBI's taxonomy places the organism in Eukaryota, Metazoa, Chordata, Actinopteri, Syngnathiformes, Syngnathidae. The transcript has 14 exons. Gene Ontology annotation, molecular function: histone acetyltransferase activity. Gene Ontology annotation, biological process: regulation of DNA-templated transcription. Bases 24 to 1733 code for a protein of 569 amino acids.